UUCACUUGAAAUUCUCUGUUAUUGUUUGUCAUCGGUUUAUUUUGUUUUGCAUGAGUUCCUCAAGCUUUUCAAACUACGAGAAGCUGGAGGAGAAUGUCCUCGCGCAGAGGAGUGCGAGUGGCGUGAGUUCGUCCGCAGACGACACGGAAGAAAGCGAUGGUUUGGCUUCGCGCGUGCGAGACAUAAUCACGCGGAAUCUGUCCGACACGCUGGAGGAACUCGAUUUCUCGCCGCCGUCUAUGUCUUCCACUACACGCGCAUACACAUCGUUACAGGAUGAGAACAGCAUAUUGGAGAAGGAGGUGGCGCGGCUGGAGGAGCUCCUCUCCAUGAGUCGCACCGAGCGAGACGACCUCUCCGGCAAAUACACGGCGCUCACGGAGAAGACUGCUGCCGAGACGCGCUGCGGACGUCCGCGGCAUGCCGGACUGCACCGGCGACGACGACGCGGCGCCAGUCUACGGCAUCCCCGCGUGGCGGACGAGAGGCGUCGGGCGCCCGAGAGCUCGCCGACCGACAUCGACCUUGACCUUUACCGCGACCUUGACCUCGAGUUUGACCUCGAGAGCAGUGAAGCCACGUCAUCAUCAUGGUUCAUCGUCAUCGUGUGUCAUUCGUUCAUCUGGGUCAUCAUCAUACCAAAGUAA
Molecule: messenger RNA, 647 nt
Organism: Priapulus caudatus
Lineage: Eukaryota; Metazoa; Priapulida; Priapulimorpha; Priapulimorphida; Priapulidae
Exons: 5
Coding region: 51-647 (198 amino acids)
Source: RefSeq, a predicted model, not a curated record